GUCAUUUACCUUAUUGUUUCUUAUCAGAAUCGUGAAGAGCUAAUAUAUCUCACUCCAAUAAAUUAGUUUUGUACUUUGUCCGAGUGUGCUCCGGUAUAACAUACAUUUUCGAAAAAUUUAUAAACUAUUCCUUGCUUUCGUAAUAUACUCCAGGAAUGCCAGACAUUAAAAUCACCCAGCACAUGCUUAAUAAUAUUGAGUACGAUUUUGAUUCCUCUGUGCAAAGUGAAAAAGAAUCGGUAAAGAUGGCUGACAUAGGUUGCAAAUGCACACCAACGGUUUUAAUAGUUGGUGAUAAAGCUGAUUUAAAUGCUGCUGCUUAUCAUUUAGCACAAUCACUGCAAUCGCCUUUAUCUGCUGAAGUUAUAGUUACUGUGCUUGUGGCUGAGUCGAUUCGAAAAUCGUUUUUGGAACGCUUACAACCGCAACUGAAAUCUAUUUCGGCUGAAGCUGCACAAAAAGUAGAACGAAAAAGAGUUUUGGAUUUGAUAAGCAAACACAGUUGGGAGACCAUUUCAGCAAAGGAGUUGGGCGCUAAUUCACCAGUAAUAGUAUGCGACGUCACCCAUGAGCAUUUGGGAACCGGUUACAAUGGCAUUGCCACGCUACACACUUUUCGCACUGUUCAGGAAGCGAUCAGUUUGUGUGGAAAAGAAACAUUAAAAGCAGUUAACGCAUCAAUUUGGACAAGUAAUCAUGCAAGUGCCUAUGAAAUAGCAUUAAAAAUUUCGUCCGAUAAUAUUUUUAUUGACUGUCAUCAAAUAUCUUUCGAACCAUUGACAAAAGCGUCUUCAACUUCUGGAAAUGCUAGUUGUGCAUUAGUGGAAAAUAAUUACCACUAUGAAACACUAAUACUAAAGAAUGGAAGAAAAAAUAUAAUAUUCCCAAUUGGAACCGCUAUUACCAAUUAAAGGAUAAGUGAGCCAUGUAAUGGAAGCUGUCGGGAGACUGUAGAUGUGGUAUUUGUUUUAAUACAAGAGUCCUUUUGUAAUUUUGUAACUAAAUUCUAACAUUCCACAAAGAUUAAUAAAUUUUUAAAAAUUGUUUUUGAACAAAUAACAAA
Messenger RNA from Zeugodacus cucurbitae (melon fly), 1063 nucleotides. RefSeq lists its product as uncharacterized. The transcript has a single exon. The record is from RefSeq and is a predicted model, not a curated record. Bases 156 to 911 code for a protein of 251 amino acids. Gene Ontology annotation, molecular function: oxidoreductase activity, acting on the aldehyde or oxo group of donors, NAD or NADP as acceptor. NCBI's taxonomy places the organism in Eukaryota, Metazoa, Arthropoda, Insecta, Diptera, Tephritidae.